UUCGCGUAACAUUUUGUCGAGCGUGCCGAACACACAGCAGAUUCGUGUGUUUGUAUAUUUAGUGAAGGUUACUACGUGGUACGCGUUGGCAUGUUUAUCCAAUUUGUAUAGUCUGAACGAGUUUGUACAAUCGUCGCGAUGUGUCACGAGUACAACGAUCAUCACCAAUGAUAAACGCUCGUGUAUUUAUCGGAUAAUACGUGCGAAGCUGAUUGUAACGUGUAAAAUGGCGUGGUUCGGAGACGGCUUGGCUAGCCUCUCUAAUUUAAAGGGACAAAUCACGAACUACGCGCAGAAUGUUCUGUCUGAAGGCAUCGUCGAGGAAAUGGACGAGCGAUCCAGGGCAUUGAAAGAAGCGAAUGAAAGAUGCACUCAAUUGGAAGACUUGCUCAAUAGCAAAGAUGCUGAAAUUUCUCUCCUGCGCCGACAAAAUCACGAAUUGCAGAUCGCUGUCGUCGAAAUUAACGAGAAAUCCAAGGAAUCGAAGGACACAAAUCACAUUGAUGAGGCGAGCGAGGGAGCGUUUUGGGACCCGUCAUGCGACAACAAUCGAAAUGCGAGAAAUCAAAAUCAUGUGCGCCAAUUGCAAGAGCAGCUGGUUCAAGCCACCGUGAAAGUACGUGAAUUAGAAUGCGAACUGAAACACGUCGAAAUGGUGAACAAUACGUCCAUGAAGGACGAUCUUCCCGAUGGGCAUCGAAGGGCCGAGGUUUUACGGGCGAAGCAAGAUAUGCUGAACCGUAUAAUACAAAUAGAAGAAAAGACCCGAGAAGCGGAACGAAACGCUAAACGCAUUCAAUUGGACGAAACCACGCUCGUUAACGAUUUCCGCUCGAUAAUAUCGAAGUUGAACUCGCAUGAAAAAUUCGAUUUGGUCAGCGGAGCUCUUAAAGCUUUGCAGAUCGAGAGCGACACGCGCGGCAAGAUGAAGGAGCACGAGAAAUCAGACUCGGACGAGAAAUUCGGCCGAGUCGGUGGCUUCGAAUACAAUCCUUUAACUUUGAGGCAAUAUUUCGACGCGAACUCGGAACAACCGAGCAAGCCGAGUGAUACAAACGAGGAACAUUCGACCCAAAAGGAGGAGAUAUUGCGAAAAAGGAUAGAGGAGCUCGAAAAUAAGAACGAAGAUCUCCUGCAGGCUAUGGAAAAAUUGGACGAAGGACAUUCGCAAUCAAUUGAAGAAUUGCUCGCUCUCAGGCAGGAAGCCAACAAGAAGCACCGUACCCUCCAAAGCGCGUACGAGCAACUCUCCGUAGAUUACAACGAGGCUCAGAGGGAGAUCAUCGAAUUGCGAAGCAACGAUACGCAGUUACAGAAGCUCGAUAGAAGUAUCGAUAAACUGGACAAGCACACUCAAGCGACACCUCCCUCUCAGAAGGACGACUCGGUGCCGGCAAGAAGUGAUCUCGACGAUGUCACCGAGAAAGUCAAGGCCAUCCUGAGAAACUGCACUAUAAACAGCGUCGAGUCGGGAGAAUCGAUCUUCGAGACGCUCGCGAAGCAGUACGUCGACUCCAAGUGGAAAUUGGAGAUGCUGGAGAGAAAAUUGACGGAGACCGCGAGGAACUUCAAGGACGCCGAGGACGUGAAGGACGCUCUGCAGAUGGACUGCGAGGAGUUGCAGUCCCACAUCGACACGCUGCUGAUGGAGAAUCAAACCUUAAAGUCGAGCCUGCCGUGUAUUCCUGAGGCGAGCGAAGAACGAGUAGCUUCCCUGGAGACGGACGUGGAAUCCUUGAACGAAGAGGUGAAGCGCCUUCUGGCGGAGAACAAAACGAUGCGCGAGACAAACUCGAAUCUGACGCGCGCUAUACGAAGCCAGGAAUUGUCUUCGACAAAUUCCAGCCAAUCGACGGAGAACGCCGAUCACCAGGUACCACGCUCGUGCUUGGAAGAAGACAAAGAGUCGUGGGAAGAGAUUGGUCUGUCGAAAGAUACGGCGGAACGAGAAGAGUUCCCAAUACCUUCGAGUGAGGUGAAAAGUUCGGACGAAGAGAUCGAGCGGCCGAGAGUCGACCAUGAAAACGUAACGCAAGAAUUAGUACAGACGGUGUCCAAAGUGGAAUUAUUGGAGAGUGAUUUGGCACUUCAACGGGACACUGUGAACAAAUUAGCGAGAGAAAACGAAGAUUUGCUGAAGAAGAAGGCGCAGUUGGAGAUGGAAUUGUAUGAUCAGCGAGAACACAAUUUACGAAGGAACGAUUACUACGAGUGCGUCCUGGGCGACCUGCAGCAACAGCUUAACGAAGCUGAUCGCGAGAAAUCCGCCUUACAAGACGACCUUUCGUGCAGGACUAUGAAGUUGGACAAGAUGCAGACUCAGAUCGACGGGAAGCAAUCUCAGCUUGCGAAAUUGUGCCAAGAUAACGACCGAUUGACCAAAGAGAACGUUUCUCUGUCGGAGCAGUUGGCGGCUACGCACAACGAAUCCCUGGAUAAGAUCGAGCUGCUGAACACAGAGAUGUCGUUGCUUCAACAGGAACACGAGGACUUGAAGCAGGAGGUGUCGACCUACAAGGAAGACCUGGCUCGCGCGAGGGAGGAGCUGCGCGAGACGCAGCAGCGUCACGCGGAAUUGGGGAACGAGCGCGGUGCGUUGAAGGCGCGAUGCGAAGAACUCGAGGAGGAGAAGCAAAAGUUUCGGGACGCGGUGGCGGAACGAGCGAGGCGAGUACGGGAGCUCGAGGAAGAGCUGAAUCUCAGGGAGGCGAAAUUCCACUUCCUGCUGAACAAAUGCGAGUCCUUGGAGAGAGAGGCGAAGGGUUCGACUAUGCUGCUCGUGCCUCCGGAAACGACGCACGACGAACGUCAAAUGAACGACGAGGAGGCUGUGAGAGCGGAAAAGCAGCGAGACUCGGCGGCGGAAGAUGCGAGCAACGCGGCGUCCGAGGAACAACGGACGCUCGAGCAGAUAAUCGAGGGGGAGAGGCGGGAGAAGGAGAUCGCAAGGGAACUCAACGAGAAGCUGACGGGCGAGAUCGCCGAGUUACAUGCCCGACUGCAAACUGCUGUUGAGAACAACAAGGAGUCCGCGGGGAUGGCCAAGCAGACUAUCGAGGAUCUCUCCCGCCUGAUUCGAGACAAGGACAACGAAAUGAGCGUCUUACGGGCCGACCUCGCACAGGCAGGCGACACCAUCGCGAAGAUGUCGGGUGACAUCGCUAUGAUCGACCAACGAAGGGACGGACUGGAACAGCUUGCUGCUGUCAAGCACAACGAAGUCUUGCGAUACCAAGACGAGAUUCAGCAGCUGGUUCGUCGCGUGAACGAGCAGGCGGCUCACAUCCAGGGUCUGAUCGCUGAGCGGACGGUGAACGAGGCGGCGGGUAAGGCGAAUACGGAGGAAAACGGCCCCAACGGAGCUAAGAAUCAGAUCGCCGAGCGCCAGAGGAACGAACUCGCGGCUCUGGACGAGAAAUGCGGCGUGCUGGAGGCCGCUCUGAUCGAAGAGCGAUCCAACAGCAGGAUUCUGCGGGACCAGCUCGCCGAGAGUCAGGGCAAGGAGAUCAACGCCGCCAGGGAGCUGGAGAGGCUGAGGACGCACUUGGUCGAGAUGGAGUCGAGCUACACGGAGGAGGCUCUGAUCGCCGAGAAGACGCGCGAGGAACUGGAGACGAAGCUGCAACAGGUCGAGGAGAAGAUGAAGAACAGCCUGACCGCUUACACGUCGGCGAGUAUCAGGGCGAACCAGCAGGUCGAGACGUUGCAGCAACAAAUGGCCCUCAUCGUUCAGCAGAGGGAUCAGAUACAGGCGAAGCUGUCCGCCACGGAAGACAACAUUUUAGUACAGGCCGCCUCUUUGACUAACCUACAGAUUGUCUUGGAGCAGUUCCAACAGACUAAAGAACGCGACAUCAUAUCGGCGACGGAGAAGAUUCGAUCCCAGCUCAACGAGUCGUACGAGAGACAGCAGGAAUUGGCGAGUGAAAUCUCAACUCUCAAGCAACAAUUAUCCGAAGCUAAAGAAUGCUUGCAAGCUGCUUCUAGACUAAGCGAGCAACUCGAGAAGAAGGACGAGCAAAUCGGGCAACUCAACGAAGAAGUGACGCGACUGACGGCGCUGGUGAGCUCUAUCAAUGAGAAGGUGAGGGAAACGAUGGAGCGCGACGAGGGAAAGGUUGACAAAACCCUCGUGAAGAACCUUCUCCUGGGUUACUUGUCCCCGACCACGUCGGACAAGUCCUCGAUUCUGAGGGUCUUCGCCACCGUCUUGGACUUCACCGAGUCGGAGAAGGAUAAAACUGGCGUGAACAAUGCCGCGGCGCAGGGCAACUGGAUGUUGCGCGCCGGCAAAGGCGGCGCGCUGCUAAAAGGCGAGGAGACAUCUCUGUCGGCAGCCUUCGUGAGGUUUUUAGAGAGCGAAUCCAAGCCGAAGCCCCAGCUGCCCGCCUUGCCGAUAUUGAACACGGCUACCUCACGACCCGGAUACACCAAGCAGCAGCAGUCGACCUUGGCGUCGUCGUCCUCAGCGUCGUCAUCGUUGUCCUCAUCGACGUUGUCGUCGACGUCGUCGUCAUCGUCCUCCUCGCUGUCUACCCAAUCCACGCUGCUGCUGUCCAAUGUUGCUCUCCCGACAUUCCCGGACUUCGUGCCGGCCAGAAACACGGGCUCCAUCCUGAAGGAGGUCCUGAAGGACAGUUGAUAUUACACGCUGUAUUAAACUAUGUACAAACGACGACCAUUGAAAGCUCCGUUAGAUUGUAUCUCAUCACCGGGAUCGGGUCCGUGACAGCCGGUUUCCCGCCGUCUCGUCGUGCCGCUACGCCGAGGGAAACGGAGGAGGAAUAACCAGCUGCGCGCGCACUUCGAAAGCAAUCGGAGCUCGGCGUCUAUCGAAGAUCCCACUUGUUGCUGACUCGCGAGAUUUUUAUUAUAUAGGAGGAACACUCAGUACUUGCUAUCGUGUGAUACGAGUACACACUGUACAUAGCCUUGGCGACGUUGCGCUCUCCACCACGUACUUAGCUGUGCAUCCGGAAAAUUCGCGCACCGCGCGUGGGAGUUUCGUCAGAUUUAAUUCACGUGUGUUUCCACUGCUUCGAUCACGAUCCUCAAUCGUCGGACUUACACGAGAUAUUAUUCUCGUUGAAGCACAUUUCAGCGCAAUAUUUGUGCGCAUUAUUGUUCACUUGGUUCGAGUAUCUUGCGCUUUCGGUCUUUUGCUUCAAGUUGACAGCGGUAUUUCCGCCGCAGAAAUCUGAUCUUUCGCGAAGAUCACGAAUGUCACGCGAUGAAGAGAAGCAUGCGCGUUAAACAGGAUUACGUUUGGGUUUACUGCGAUUGAUCGGCUACAGAGAUUAAUUGUUCUCAAUGAUUAUAUUAUUGCGUUUGGCAAAUAAAGAUAACCUGUUGAUUUUGUAUGGAGAAGAGAUGCGUUCGCACGGUAAUUUAGCUUCUUUCUCCGACACGACUCCGGACGACGAACUUGGAUUCGUCGUUCAUCAGAGGCAAAGAAGGACGCAUUCAGAUGGCAAAUGACAGAUUCUCCGGGAGCGUUUCAUUUGAAAUAGUUUUAAUAUAGCCAUUAUAAAUGUUACAAUGAACGGAAAGUAUGCUAGAUCGCCUCGUGACAGAAAAAAAAAAGUAACCAGAGUUCUCUGUGACGAUGACACAACAUGACACUGCAAAAUAAUAAAUACAUAGUAAGGUUUCGUUGUAUAACCAACUCGCGUACUAUGGGCAUAAAUACAAAAUAAAACUAUGUAUUUAAACAAAGUUAGUGUACAAAAUAUAGAUCUAUUCAACGAGA
Dinoponera quadriceps is the source of this 5749-nucleotide messenger RNA. RefSeq names its product thyroid receptor-interacting protein 11-like. Bases 227 to 4642 code for a protein of 1471 amino acids. Gene Ontology annotation, molecular function: small GTPase binding. Lineage: Eukaryota; Metazoa; Arthropoda; Insecta; Hymenoptera; Formicidae. Gene Ontology annotation, biological process: endoplasmic reticulum to Golgi vesicle-mediated transport; Golgi organization. Gene Ontology annotation, cellular component: Golgi apparatus. The record is from RefSeq and is a predicted model, not a curated record. The transcript has 13 exons.